This is a messenger RNA of Myotis brandtii (Brandt's bat), 6172 nucleotides long. It is a transcript of the gene MAPT, whose product is annotated as microtubule-associated protein tau. Gene Ontology annotation, cellular component: neuron projection. The coding region runs from base 10 to 2451 and encodes 813 amino acids. The record is from RefSeq and is a predicted model, not a curated record. Gene Ontology annotation, molecular function: microtubule binding. Lineage: Eukaryota; Metazoa; Chordata; Mammalia; Chiroptera; Vespertilionidae. Gene Ontology annotation, biological process: neuron projection development; microtubule cytoskeleton organization. The transcript is spliced from 17 exons.
UCUAUAAGGAUGCUGAGCCAAGGUGGGCCUUGCACCAGUAUGACUGAGCCCCGCCAGGAGUUCAACGUGAUGGACGAUCAUGCCGGGACCUACGGGCUUGGGGACAGGAAAGAUCUCCCCUCUCAGGGGAGCUACACGCUGCUGCAGGACCACGAGGGCGACGGGGACCACGGCCUGAAAGAGCCUCCCCUGCGGACCCCCACCGGUGACAGAUCUGAAACCGCUGAUGCUAAGAGCACUCCGACAGCCAAAGACGUGACAGCGCCCCUAGUGGAUGAGGGAGGCCCCGGCAAGCAAGCAGCCGCUCAGCCCCACACGGAGAUCCCAGAAGGAACCACAGCUGAAGAAGCAGGCAUCGGAGACACCCCCAACCUGGAAGACCAAGCGGCUGGACAUGUGACUCAAGGCCCACAGAGGGGAGAGGCGGUCCAGGAAGGCGUCCUCAAAGAGCCGAGGCGUCAUGGAGAUGCGGCCACGGGCCUGAGGACCCCGGGUCUGACCCGCCAGCACAUGCCCGACGUACCUGGGGCUCCCAUCCUGCCUGAGGGCCCCAGAGAAGCCGCGGACCCGCCCUUGGGGACAGAACCCGAGGACACAGUGGGAAGUCGCUGUGGCCUGGGGCUGCUGGAGCACCAGCCUUUGGGAGGCCUGCGCCAGGAGGGGCCGCCUCUGAAGGGGCAUCAGGGCAAAGAGAGGCUGGGGGGUGAGGAGGUGGAUGAAGACCGCGACAUCGACGAGUCCUCGCCCCAGGACUCCCCUCCCUCCCAGGAUUCUCCUCCCUCCCAGGUCUCCCCUCCCUCCCAGGUCUCCCCAGGUCUGCAGAGCUCCCCAACCCGAGGCGGGCCAGCCCCCCAGACAGUUUCUAGAGAAGCCACUGGCACCCCCGGUUUCCCAGCUGAGGGUGCCAUCCCCCUCCGUGUCGAUUUCCUCCCCAAAGUUUGCACAGAGCCCCAGGCCGCAGAGCCUGAGGGGCCCAGCGCGGGGCCUGUGGAAGGGCAUGACGGGCCCCCCGAGUUCACGUUCCACGUGGAAAUCAAAGCCAACGUGCAGAAGGAGCAGGGAGGCUCCCAGGUGGAUGUGGGAGGGGCUGCCCCUCCGGGGGCCCCUGGAGAGGAUUCAGAGCCCCUGAGCCCCUCUGAGGGAGAGGACACAAAAAAGACUGACCUUCGAGAACCACCUGAAAAGCAGCCUGCGGCUGGGCUGCCCGGGAAGCCCGCCAGCCGGGUCCCUCAACUCAAAGCUCGCAUGGUCAGCAAAGGCAAAGACGGGGCUGGCACCGACGACAAGAAAACCAAGACAUCCACACCUUCCUCUGCUAAAACCCUGAACAGUAGGCCCUGCCUUAGCCCCAAAGGCCCCCCUCCUGGUAGCUCAGACCCUUUGAUCAAACCCUCCAGCCCUGCCGUGUGCCCAGAGCCAUCCUCCUCUCCUAAACACGUCUCUUCUGUCACGCCCCGAACUGGCGGUUCUGGAGCAAAGGAGAUGAAAGUCAAGGGGGCAGACACUAAAACUGGAACCAAGAUUGCCACACCCCGGGGAGCGGCCCCUCCAGGCCAGAAAGGCCCGGCCAAUGCCACCAGGAUUCCAGCAAAAACGACGCCGUCCCCAAAGACCCCGCCAGGCACGGCUACCAAGCAAGUGCAGAGAAAACCACCCCCCGCGGGGCCAAAGCCUGAGCGAGGUGAAUCUGGGAAAUCUGGGGAUCGCAGUGGCUACAGCAGCCCCGGCUCCCCGGGCACCCCNNNCAGCCGCUCCCGCACCCCAUCCCUGCCAACCCCGCCCACCCGGGAGCCCAAGAAGGUGGCUGUGGUCCGCACGCCACCCAAGUCGCCGUCUUCAGCCAAGAGCCGCCUGCAGACUGCCCCCGUGCCCAUGCCCGACCUGAAGAACGUCAGGUCCAAGAUCGGCUCCACCGAAAACCUGAAGCACCAGCCAGGAGGCGGGAAGGUGCAGAUAAUUAAUAAGAAGCUGGAUCUUAGCAACGUCCAGUCCAAGUGUGGCUCAAAGGAUAAUAUCAAACAUGUGCCCGGAGGCGGCAGUGUGCAAAUAGUCUACAAACCCGUGGACCUGAGCAAGGUGACCUCCAAGUGCGGCUCAUUAGGCAACAUCCAUCACAAGCCAGGCGGCGGCCAGGUGGAAGUCAAAUCCGAGAAGCUGGACUUCAAGGACAGGGUCCAGUCGAAGAUCGGGUCUCUGGAUAAUAUCACCCACGUCCCUGGGGGAGGGAAUAAAAAGAUUGAAACCCACAAGCUGACCUUCCGUGAGAACGCCAAAGCCAAGACGGACCACGGGGCGGAGAUCGUGUACAAGUCGCCCGUGGUGUCCGGGGACACGUCUCCGCGGCACCUCAGCAACGUGUCCUCCACGGGCAGCAUCGACAUGGUAGACUCGCCCCAGCUCGCCACGCUAGCUGACGAAGUGUCCGCCUCCCUGGCCAAGCAGGGUUUGUGAUCAGGCCCCCGGGGCGGUCAAUAAUCGUGGAGAGAAGAGAGUGAGAGAGUGUGGAAAAAAAAAAGAGUAAUGACCUGGCCCCUCGCCCUCUGCCCCCCAGCUGCUCCUCACAGAUCGGGUAAUCGGUUAAUCACUUAACCUGCUUUUGUCGCUCGGCUCUGGCUCGGGACUUCAAAAUCAGUGAUGGGAAUAAGAGCCAAGUCCAUCUUUCCAAAUUGAUGGGUGGGCUAAGAAUAAUAAAAUGUUUUUAAAAACACGUUAAAGAUGGCCACACCCAACAUUUCCUUGGGCAAUUCCGUUUGAUUCUUUUUUCCCCCCUCUGAGUAGAAGAGGAAGGAAGUCAGGCUCUGAAAGGUGCUGCUGGGGUUUUCAGGGGCCUGGGGGUGCCCUCUGGCCCCAUCCUGGGGAUGUCACAGAGGCUGUGGCAGCAACAAAGGAUUUGCAACUUGGUAUGUUGGUGUGAGCUGGACAGGUAGGGGUGGGGGGAGACACAGGAGAGGCUGAGGCAGGGGUGGGCAGGGGAGCGGGAGAGAGGGAGGGGGGAGGUAAGAGUACGAGGGAGAGGAGACCUGCUCCCUAUGGAAGGGCAGCAGGGAGCACAAGCAGCCUCCACUGGGGCCUCCUGCGGCUGGUGGCCAGGGUCUGUGCAGGUGGGUGUGCCUCCCUCAAGGGCAGGGCAGGGCAGGGCAGGGCAGGGCAGGCAGGUUGUGGAAAAGGGCUCCAGUCCUUCCCACCUGCCUGGCAGGAGAAGGCUGGCUGGCGGGAGGGUGGCUGGCAGCCGGUGGGUGACUUCCUUAGAGAAGACUGGCCCCCGGCCUCUGUCCCCCCUGCAGGGGCGGGGCGGGGCGGUCCUGACCUGAAGGGCUUCCCUCCACCCCAGGGACACUCUGUUCAAUUGCGUUCUGAUGGUUGGUAGUGCAGCCACGAUUUUGGCCACCUCACUGAUCUGGGACUUUAGGGCUAACCAGUUCUCUUGUAAGGACCUGUGCCUCUUGUGGGACACCCGCCUGUUCCCAAGCCUGGGCCGCUGGCAUCUCUGGAGUGUGCGAGGGGGGGCGGGGCGCAGAAGGGGGUCCUGAGCCUCCUGUUCCUCCCACCCGACUGCAGCCAGCUGCCUGGCCCCACCACACCCUGUGUCUGCUGGGUGAAGCCCAGUCACUGCCUGUGCCCCUCAUUAUGUCACACUGUCCCGAGUCCCCAGCCUCACCACCCUUCUCAGUAGUUCACAUUGUUUGGAUGUGGGAGGCACCUAGUCUUAACUAAGGGGUGAAAUCAAGGGAAGGCAAAGUCCGGGCACAAGGUGGGACCUCGGUUUCUAGGUCUAAGUUACACUCAUCCAACUGGCCUGUCCCUCAUGAUGAACCCGAUGACCUUACCUCCCAUCCAGACAUGGGGCUUGGCAAGGCCAGGAUGGGGCUCAGCAGUGACCCUGGAUGUGGACUUGGAGAGCCUUUCCCUCCCAGAAGGCCUGCCCCUUCCUGUGCUGAGCUGCAGCAGGUUGGAUGUCCUGGUUGUCAGAGAUGGCACCAGGACAGGCAGGCCCCCCGGGAGGGACCACGUUCCCUGUCCCUCACCUCCACCCCAGCCUCUGACUGCCCGCCUCGCAGAGAGCCCCACGCUGCUCAGCCUCAAGUGCAUAGAGUCAGCCCGCCACACCCCACAAGGGGACACGCCCACUUGGAAAUGGUUCUCCCCGUCCCAGCUGGAAGCAAUGCUGUCUGUCCACUGGAGCAGCUGAACAUAUACAUAGAUGUCGCCUUUCCCUCCCCGUCUGCACCUGUCGCGUUGUCGUCAGAUUUGUCUGUUUAUGCUUGGAUUCACCUGAGUGACUAUGAUAGUGAGAAGAAGAAAAAAAAAAGGACGCAUGUAUCUUGAAAUGCUUGUAAAGAGGUUUCUAACCCACCUGGUGGGGGUCCUGGAUCGCUCUCCCCUGCGCUGGGACCCCAGGCCAGUGUGGCUCUCCCCUGCUUGGCCUCCCGAGAGGUUUCCUUCAGCAUCUGGGACCAGCAGAGCGCAGAUUCUGACAGCCAGCGGAGGACCCUCGGCUGGAAGAAGGCCUGACGCACAGGACGAGGACCAAGGAAGCUGGUGCCCCUCCCCACCCCGGGCUUCCCUUUGCCGGGCAGAGCUGUGUCUUGGGCUGGCUUGGCUUGCAGCGUGAAAAUGCCCUCUCUGGCCACAGCCUGGAGAAGCCCCACAGCAGCCCUGCAUCACCAGGAAGAUGAAGCCAGCGCCAGCUGGGGAAAGGUCCCAGGGCCUUGCUGCCACAGCUGCCCGGCAGAGGAAGGAUGAUGCGCCAGGAGACACCGUUCCCGAAGCCUGGCCAGAGCCCCGAGGACCUUGCAGGAGUCCGUCUGCUGCCUCGGGGAAAGGGAAGCAGCCUCUGUGGAAAUGGCUGCUUAAAGAAAUUCAGCCUCGGGACCGGUUCUGCCACUUCCGGUUUAGAUAGUUGAAGGCAACUGGGCUGGAGGCUUCAUUUGCAGUCAGAGCUUUCGGCUGUCCUGCGAGUCCCAGCUGCUCUUGGGGUUCUGAGAAAGAAAAAGGAAAUGUGGUUUAAAGGACCGGUAGCUGUUAGAGGUGGCCCCUCAUCACUGCCACUAAUGCGCUGCAUCUCCUCUUCCUGUAGUUCCUGUGCCCUGUUCUCUGACACCUGACUCCGAGGGCCCUGGAAUCUCCCUGGGAGGGUGGGCUGCUUGGGGUCUGCCUCAAAAUUAUGGUUUAGGUCAGUGUUGGGGAGGAGAGACAAAGGGGUGCUGGCUUGUGACCUUAAAUGAGGACAAUCCCCCAGGGCUGAGUUCUCCCCAUUCCCUCUCUCCAGUCAAUGUCCCUUGGGUGGGCUGGGUAUGCUCUAUGCCUGGUUCCUUCAAGCUCUCCAUUCUAUCAAUAGUUCCAUUUAAAUUGACUUCAAUGGUGAGACUGUAUCCUGUUUGCGAUUGCUUGUUGUGCUAUAGGGGUUGGGGGGAGGAACCUGUAAGAUAGUUACCAUGGGCAAGGGGAAGUCUUGGAGUACAGCAGUUAAACCUCCUUGUAACCCUUUUCUUCACCAUUUCAACCGCAUUUGCUAGAGGUCCUGGGGGUGCCGCCUUUUCACCGACUGGAUUCCCAAGUGCAGUAGCUGCCAGCUGCUUCCCAUGUCCUUCCCAGCCAGGUGCAGGCGGUGAGGCUUGUGGAGGAAUCUGGAGAUGUGGUUGCUCUGGUCUCUUGCUGGGCCCCAAGCCCACAAUCGUGCCUCCCAGACCCUGGCAAACUUUGCUGUAAGCCGUGGGCACCUGUGUCACUUUUCCCACUGACUCUGGACAUGCAGCCUGUAUCUAGCAGCUGCCAAGAUCUUUUCCUUCACCCUCUUUUAUCUUUGUCCCCCAAGAGGCAGGGAUGAGGGUAAAGAUGGAGGUCACUGUGUCCCAUCUAUAGAUCCGUGGCUUCAUGAGACUUCUAGUUGCUCUUCAGUUUUGAAAAGGGUUGUCCUGGGCACUGACCCAGGCUCACCUCCUAAUGGACUUAGCCCAUGAAUUUGCAGUGUCUGGCAGGGCAAUUUCUGACACUUGCAAGUCCCAUGAUUUCUUCAGUAAUUUUAAGGGUGGGGGGUGGGGUGGGGGGAAACAAUCUUAGCUUAGCUUCCUGUCUGUGAAUGUCCAUAUGGUGUAUUGUGUGUUUUAACAAAUGAUAUACACGGACUGUUGCUGUAAAAGUGAAUUUGGAAAUAAAGUUAUUACUGAUUAAA